UCGGCCACGCAGAGCUCAGUGUUCACACAGAGAAGUGACAGAUACUAUCUGAGCACAGCUGUCACGGCACCACCCUCUCACAUCAUGCCUGGACUCGUUUAUUUGGUUACUGGAGGUUGUGGCUUCCUCGGAAGGCAUCUGUUGGGAGUUCUGCUGGAUAAGGAGGACAAUCUGGCGGAGGUCCGGGUGUUUGACAAACACGUCGACUCAAGUUUAAAUGGACAAAGCACCGAGCGGACAAAGGUGGUUGUCAUUCAGGGAGACAUCACGGACUACAGCAGCGUGUUGGAGGCCUCUCGGGGGGCAGAUGUCGUUAUCCACACAGCCAGCAUUGUGGAUGUUUGGCACAGAAUCCCAGAGACCCUCAUCGUCUCUGUCAAUGUUACAGGAACAGAGAAUGUAAUUAAAGCCUGUGUGGAGUGUGGCAUCCAGUGCCUGGUGUACACCAGCAGCAUGGAAGUGAUCGGCCCCAACGUCAACAGAGAGAACUUUAUCAGGGGCAAUGAAGACACACCCUACCAAGUGAAGCAUACUAUGGCGUAUCCUAAGAGCAAGGCAAAGGCAGAGAAAAUCGUGCUUGAAGCUAAUGGCAUCAAGGUAAAUGGUGGAAAGAGUUUACACACAUGUUCCCUGAGGCCAACAGGGAUCUAUGGCGAGGGGCACCAGCUAAUAAAGGAUUUCUACAAGAUGGCUGCAGAAAGGGGAGGCUUAAUCAUCGGGGGUGUCCCAGAGGACUCUGAACAUGGACGAGUCUAUGCAGGCAACGUGGCCUGGAUGCAUUUGCUUGCGGCCAAAGCCCUGAAGGAGCAGCCGCAGACAGUUGGAGGUGAAGCUUUCUACUGCUACGAUGACUCACCCUACAAGAGCUACGAGGAUUUCAACAUGCUGUUCCUCUCCAAAUUUAACUUCCACAGGGUUCGCAUGCCCUUACUGGUGCUCUGGUGCCUGGCUAUGCUUAAUGACAUGCUCCGCUGGACACUGAGCCCGUUGUACAACUACACGCCAUUGCUGAACCGUUACACCUUGGCCGUGGCUUGUACCUCCUUCACUAUCUGCACAGACAAAGCCCAGCGCCACUUCCAGUACAGCCCUCUGUACGACUGGGAACAAUGUCGAGCCCGCACACAGAAGUGGGUUGACACAUUCUCUCUGGAUAAAAUCAAAGACGCCUAGUGUGACCACAACUACUGCCACAAUAAUCAGAAGCUGCUACGUAGACAUGCAGAACUCCAGAUAUACAGUGUAAAGGAGUAACCUGCUAUUAAAUGACAAUACAAGCAAACUAUGUUUACAAUAUAAAAAGAAAAUGGCAUUGUUAUUUGUGUGCAAGUCUAGUAUUCUUAGCUUAGCUAUAAGCUUGUUAGGAAUGUGCUGUAGAAUAGAUAUUUAACAUAUCUACAUCAGAGAUCAUCAUUAGACCUGUAUUUCAGUAAUAUAUUAUUAAUGCCAAUAUUUUAUAUUUCAUAAUUUAAAAGAAAAAUAUAUAAUGACAAUGUUGUUGAAACACAAUUCGAUAAUUAUGUUUUGUAUAAUUGUUAAUAAAAUGUAUUUAAUAUA
Molecule: messenger RNA, 1557 nt
Organism: Cottoperca gobio
Lineage: Eukaryota; Metazoa; Chordata; Actinopteri; Perciformes; Bovichtidae
Gene: hsd3b7
Product: hydroxy-delta-5-steroid dehydrogenase, 3 beta- and steroid delta-isomerase
Exons: 6
Coding region: 85-1173 (362 amino acids)
Biological process (GO): steroid biosynthetic process
Molecular function (GO): oxidoreductase activity, acting on the CH-OH group of donors, NAD or NADP as acceptor
Source: RefSeq, a predicted model, not a curated record